Molecule: messenger RNA, 552 nt
Organism: Symbiodinium sp. CCMP2456
Lineage: Eukaryota; Dinophyceae; Suessiales; Symbiodiniaceae
Source: the annotation of a GenBank genome assembly
AUGCGCAGAGCUGGAGACGGAUUCCUCCCGCUGGAUGCAGUGGAGCCUGCCGUAACGUCCUACGUGAACAUCUGGACUCCUUUGUUCAAGUCUGCACAGGAGAGUGGACUGGCUCCCGAGUUCUUGAUCCACUGGGGCCAUGCAGGAGCUAUGGCCAUGGUUUUGCUGGCAAUGGGUGGCUACGGGACGUUUCUGGGCUGGGCCACUCGCUUGGGCAAUGGAGCCACCGUGUACCCAUUGAGCAUCGGGAAGUCUGCGGCAGAGCUCCAUCCCAUCCUCAUGGGGGCCGCGCUCUUCUUCUUUUUCCUUGGUGGACAAGGUGGCCUUGUGCUUCUAGCAACUCAAGGCCAGCCCCUUCUACAGUCAGCCCAUUCUUCCACAGCGGUCAUUGGGCUCCUCCUCAUGGCGGUGCAAGCAGCUCUUGGUCUCACCAUGGGGGACUCCGAAACCAAGCGAACGGUGCACGCAGUGCUGGGCAGCUCGGUCAUGGUGGUCCUGUUGCUUGGUGUUCUUCUGGUUGGAAGGACUUUAACUUUUUGGGUUUCUAUAUGA